CUAAAAUAAAGAAAAAAUGCAAUAUCAACGUAUUUUAGAUACCUUCGAACAGCGUUGGAUCGAAAGUCAUGAAAAGAAUAUAAAGUUUAGAACAAAAAAAAUUAUCUUAGAUGCUCCUGAUAUCAAAGAUUUUGUUUCAAAUAAAGAAGUAACAUCUUUUAAUAUAUCAUCUUUUAUUAUUAGAACCUACCAUAAAACAACCAGCAACAAACUCAUCAAUCAAAGGAACUACCAAAAAAAAAUCGAUUAAAAUAAUAAUUACAAGAAGAAUGUCCUAUCUGCAUGACAAACUUAGAUGAUUUAUAAAAUGUCUGUGAAAUCGAUGUUUGCCAACAUUAAAUAUGUUUACCUUGUAUAAAAGAGUGGGCAGAAAAAUACAAGACUUAAUGUCCAUAUUGCAGAGCAAAAUUUAAAAAAAUCUAUCCAAUAGAAAAUGGCAAAAGAAAAAGAAGUCCGAUCAAGUUAAAUCUUAAAAAACCUAAAUGGUAGCCAGAACAAGAUCAAUUUUAUGAUUUCUAGUAAGAACAAGAAGAAAAUCAAAAUUGUUAACUUUGUGGAUGUUCUCACUCUUAGUAUUUAAUGUUAGUUUGUGAUAAAUGCAAUGAUUAGAUGUGCCAUACAUUUUGUGAUCCUGGUUUUCUAGAGUUUUUCAUUCCUAAAAAAAAUUGGUAUUGUUUGGAUUGCCGUAAAUCGAAAUUAAUUUAUCACAAGCCUAAAUGAUAAUUUGC
Messenger RNA from Paramecium sonneborni, 728 nucleotides. NCBI's taxonomy places the organism in Eukaryota, Ciliophora, Oligohymenophorea, Peniculida, Parameciidae. The record is from the annotation of a GenBank genome assembly.